GCCAAUGGAAAAGUAGUUCUGAAAAGUAUAUUUGUGGAAUUUUUAAGAACUUUUUCAAGAUUUCCGCUUUGAUAUUUGAUCUAUCAAAUUGGUGUGCAUGUGGGACUAAAAAAGUGACAUAUAAGGUGUUAGGAAUGAUUAAAGAAUAUUAAUUUGUAUAAAUAUUUUUCCAUUUGUUAAACGUGUAAAAAGAAUUAUGUUAUGCAUGAAUUGUGCAAACUUUUACUAAUUUCUGAUAUUAGAUUUUAAUGCAAGGGAGUUGUUAUUUACUAAAAAGAGUUUCAACAAAUACGUGGUAAUGGAUAAUGCAACAGCAGUAGAAAAUGCAGUAAAAAGAUUUUAUGCCUCAGGUGACAAUGAAGCUCACACUUGGCUACUACAGGUUCAAAAUUCGCCAGAGGCCUGGUCUUUUCUAUGGCAAUUGUUGGAUUCAUCAAAGUCAGCAGAGAUACAAUUUUUCGCUGCUAAUACACUACAUUUAAAAAUUUCAAAACAAUGGAGUGAAGUGCCAAAAACAGAGUAUUUAGCUUUACAAGCAAAAAUAUUAGAAGUUCUCAAGAAUUCUGGGACUUCUAAAUUGGUAUUAGAAAAGCUGUGUCAAGCAUUAGCUGCUUUUAUGUGUCAUUAUAUAAUGUUACAUAGUGAAAAUAAAGACAAAUAUUUAGUGGAGGGGCUGAAUGAAAUUUUACCUUACAAUAUACCUACCACUGUAAACUUACUUGUACGAGUGCUGGAGGCAGUUCCAAAAGAAAUGAAUAACUAUACUCUGACUCAAACGAUUGCGAAGCGAGAAAACAUCAAACAAUUCAAAAUAAGAGACAGCAUCAUCGUUAAUUUUUCAAAGACAGUCUGGAUCCUUCAACAGAUCUUUAUAUCUUGCAGUCAAAUGAACGACGACAAUAGUCGUGCAUUAUAUCUAUCUGGUGUUGAGUGUGUACUUUCGUGGAUGAAACUUGGACAAUUUCCCUUAGAUAUAAUUGGACAGUUGUUUCCCCAUUUACUCAUUGCAGCAACUCGCUACUUACCUAACAGGGACGACACCGACGAUUACGCAGCUCGUGGCUGGGAAGUGGUACAAGACUGUUUGAAGAUGGUGGUUACCCAUACUGAGCUGUACAAGCGCCCCCAACUAUUCUGGGAAUGGACCAAGACAUUGAUCUGUAUUGUUAAGGAGCACGGUGCCAAGUAUUACUACGAACUUUUAACCGCUUUGGGCGAAGCUCAUAGCCGAACGAUUCUGUUAGCAUUAGCCUCCAAUGAUCCUACGAGAGAACAGCAUAAAUGGACUUCUCAACAACUAACGGAAUUCUUAUUACAAUGCUCCGAGCAGGAUGGACGAUAUCCUGUCGAUGAGAAGUCAAGUUGCAUACCUUUCGGCUUUUGGUAUGCUUUGCAGGAUGAUAUUACAACUCUGGACGAGCCGGAGGUCGAGAAACAGGCAGUUAUUUCUCUGAAGCCUAUUUACAUGCGAUUAGCGCAAGCUUUGUUGAAAAAAGCUACGUUGCCUUCGUCGCCAAGUGAAGCUGGUACACCAGAUGAGCGCGAGUUACUCAGGUGUUACAGGCAAGAUGCCGCAGAUUCUCUAAUCUACUGCUUCAAUGUACUCCACAAAGAUCUGAUGAUAUUACUUGGUCAGAGGUUGAGCCAGACUCAUAACGAUGUGUCCAAGUGGACCGAAGUCGAGUCGACGAUUCAUGCCUUUAAGGCUAUUUGCGAUAGCGCGGGCCCACAGCAAUCAAAUUACGUCGCUGGAAUUAUGGAUUUGAUGCUCUCACACGUACCCUAUGAAAUAUAUCCAAGAGAAGUGCUAGCAUGCGCAUGUUCAGCGGUAGGCAAUUAUGCUGAAUGGAUAGGAGCCCAUCCAGAUCCAUGGCUCGAACGUUCGCUUCGUUUGGUAGCAAUUGGUUUAACAAAUGGUCCUAUAACGGCACCGGCAGCUAGUAUGGCUCUUAAGGAUAUAGCCCGCGAAUGUAAUCAGUUUCUCGCUCCAUUAGCACCUUCAAUUCUCGAAACGAUUGGUCGAACUUUACCCAACGUUACACCUGGCGGUGGAGAAGGUUUGAGAUUGAUGUAUGCGGCUGGCAAGUUGUUGAAUUCGUUGAGAACGACUGAAGAACAGUUGUCAUAUUUGGAGACUACACUGGGAUUGUGCGUGAUGAGGUUGAGACAUCUGCUACAGUUGCCAGUUAACGAGGUGCAAGUUGCCGUGGCUAAUCAACUGAAAAUGAUUACUAUGUUUUUUACAACACUCGAAGGGAACAUUGGUAACGCCGUGUUGAAAGCAUUGCUGCCGAUUUUUGAAGGGAUUGUAAACCAUCCAGAGUGGAGUAGGAACGACAUGACGUUGGAAGCGAUGCACACUUGCGCUCAAAAAUCAAUUACCUCUCUUGUUAAUCCUGAGAGCGAAGCUCUGCCCCUCUUGGCGAUUCUCAGUGCAUCUUACAAAAUUCGACCACAUCCAGCAGCAUUAAGCUUCCUCAAACAAUUAGUUUUAGUUUAUGGUCGCGAUCCGAACAACGUCAUCGGACCUCUUUUCAGCGAGAUUAGUGCUUUGACACUCGGUGGUGUUGCUGCCUGUCGACAAAUCAGCGGUAACUUGUCCGAAUUGUCAGAUCUAUUGGAGACCUAUAUGAAUCUGCUGGCGCAGGUUUGCAAAAAGAAUGCAAGAUUGCUACUGCAGGUGCCUGAUCAAGUGCCUGAGAUGUUGAAUUGCGGAAUAGCCUGUUUGUGUUUGCCAGAAGCUGGAGCUAUAAGAGCAGCCGGCAGUUUUUUAACUCACGCAAUCACUCAAAGCCCGCAUCUGCAGACGUUCAUUCAACCGAUCGGGCAGGAUUUAGUUUGCGUAAUUCUGCAAUGCGUGGCCGGCGCAGUGCCGCGAAACAACUUGGAGCCGCACGCAGAAGUGUUGCUCGCGCUGAACAAAACGUGCCUCGACUGGACGGCUCAAUGGCUGCGAAAUGCACUGGCAGACAGCAGUGCGCCGCUGGUGCCACAGGAAAAAAUUGAUAGUUUCACCCGAGAUAUUUUACGCGAGCGCACGAAUAAGCGGCUGAUCUUUGAAAGAUUGCGCGAGUUUAGUCUUCACUGUCGUCAAGCGCUCUGAAUCCAAGUUGCAGAGUAAUCCGCAAGCAAGUUCGAUUCAAUCAAUCCAAGUGGGCAAAAGGUUUUGCUAACAUUCCCGAGGAUGUUUCAACAGAUAUUAUAGAUUAAUGAGUAGUACCUACUAACGUUUAGAGCUAUAGUGCUAGAACAAGUGUUUUUAAACUUUAUGACCUUUUCGGCGAAUUUCAAUUCUUCUUGGCUAAGACUGAAUUUUUUUCGAUUGCUUUGCUCUUCGUUAUAAUUUAGCUGUAUGCUAUAUAUUGAAUACACUUAUUUGGCCAAUUCUCAGAAGCAAUCCACUGUAAUUCUUUAGUCAUUUCAAUUGUUAUUUCAACAUUUCAGUCAUCGCGAUUUCUGAUUUUUUACAUGUCGCAAGCGAAAACAGACGAGUAACCAUGAGUCAAAAAGACCACAAUAUGUAUAAUAAUGAAAUAAAAGAAAUUAAUUAAUGAAUUGUAACAUAGUCAGCCAUGAACAGUUAACAUAUUUUCUUGUUCCUGUAAAAGUAUUAUUGUAAGCCAGAGUGAUGCAAUGAUUUUUAUCAAAAAAUAUAAGAAUUUUUACAGAGCAUUAAAAAUUAAAUAAACAUUAUAAUUGAUUAUUAUGCGCUGUACAAACAAUCGCUUCCACAUUUUUCUGUAUAAAAUGCAG
Phymastichus coffea is the source of this 3753-nucleotide messenger RNA. It is a transcript of the gene cdm, whose product is annotated as importin-13. Lineage: Eukaryota; Metazoa; Arthropoda; Insecta; Hymenoptera; Eulophidae. Bases 299 to 3103 code for a protein of 934 amino acids. The transcript is spliced from 11 exons. Gene Ontology annotation, molecular function: small GTPase binding. Gene Ontology annotation, biological process: protein import into nucleus. The record is from RefSeq and is a predicted model, not a curated record. Gene Ontology annotation, cellular component: cytoplasm; nuclear membrane.